This is a messenger RNA of Necator americanus (New World hookworm), 2742 nucleotides long. RefSeq lists its product as uncharacterized. Gene Ontology annotation, cellular component: plasma membrane; cytoplasmic vesicle membrane. Gene Ontology annotation, biological process: endocytosis; molting cycle, collagen and cuticulin-based cuticle. The coding region runs from base 1 to 2742 and encodes 913 amino acids. The record is from RefSeq and is a predicted model, not a curated record. The transcript is spliced from 24 exons. NCBI's taxonomy places the organism in Eukaryota, Metazoa, Nematoda, Chromadorea, Rhabditida, Ancylostomatidae.
AUGGGUCGAACUCGACCCGUUCGGCGAACAAUAAACACUAUCCAUAAGAUCGUUCGAAUUUUCGUUGUCAUCCAAAAACAUCUACGUCAAACUUCACUUCGAAGUACUGCAAACGGAAACUCUACGGUGAUGAGGCCGCUAGAGCGCUUUUUCUACGCUUACGGAAACUUUCUCGCCAGACAUCCAUGGCCUUUUAUCAUCAUCCCAACACUAUUGACGAUCUUCUCAUCCUAUGGUAUGGUAUUUUUCCAUUCACAGGAUGAUAUUUGGGAUAUUUACGCACCGCUCGAUGCUCUAUCACGUGUGGAGGAAAAAGCAUUGUUACCAUUUGAAUAUGCUUCCGCAUCGCAUCACUAUCGGAUGCAAAUACUUGUCACAAAAAAAGAUGGCGGUAAUGUGUUAACUAUGGAAGCAUUGGAUCAAAUGCAAGAAGUUCAAAAGUUUAUCACUGAGAAUAUUACUGCUUCGAAUGGAAUCACUGACUACCACUACCAUGACUUUUGUGGUGUAUACUGUGCUGACAGUAAUACUGCGGUCAUUGCUUUUUUACAGACUGCAUUAGCAUCACAAGGGAUGUCAUCGAUGAAGCUCACAUUCCCAAUCGCUCAAGCACUUCAGAAACGUGUUUUCCUCGGUUGGUCGCUUGGUGAUUUGACGUACUCACGUGAAAGGCCGGAUGAAGUGGAGCAGGCUCGACUGGUGAUACUGCACUACAUGGUGGACACAUCGCUGCCGAACGGAAAAGUGUUGGCGCAUGAUUUCGAGAUGAAGCUGAGACGAAUUUUUGCCUCAUUGACCGAGACUUCUCAUGAUUUAAACUAUGCCCUGCUGAGUAGAGCUAGAGAGAUGAAGGAACAGAGGGAUAUCACGAUCGUUGCAUUACCGUUUCUUGGUCUUACUGUUCUCAUACUUGUCGCUUUCAUGCUUGUCACUCUUGUUGAUGUUCCAUUCUAUAGAAGUCAAUAUAUGGAGUCGCUGGUUGGUGUGUUCUCACCGGCAAUGGCCCUGUGGACGACCGGUGGUUUCCUGUUCUGGCUCGGCUUCCCCUUCUCGAAUAUUCUUACCGUUGUACCGUUCCUGGUUAUAGUGAUCGGUAUCGAUGACGCAUUCCUUGUUUUGGCUGGAUGGAGACAAUCAACGAAAGGUGCAUCACUAGAGCAGAGAAUUGCCGAGUCAGUAGCGAUAUCUGGAGCUUCUGUCACUGUCACAUCUGUCACCGAUGUUCUCUGCUUUGCCAUCGGCCUUUUCUCCAACAUGCCUGUCGUACGACUUUUCUGCUUGUUCACCUCACUUGCUCUGUUUGUGGACUAUGUCUAUCAGAUGACAUUCUUCACAGCAGUGAUGAGUUUCAUCGUUCGGCGACAAAUUCGACUGGAUGUGAAAGCAAUAAAGAACAAGGAAACGAUUCCAUCGAUUGAAAAGUUGAAGGCAAAAGUAUGCGAGAAACCCGUGUUCUCUAUUAUGUUCACACCCACACCGGUACAAUCGAAACCACCGAAAAGUCGUCUGGAAAUUUUUAGCGAUUGCUUACACACAAAAACGGCUAAAGUUUUUGUAAUGCUGCUCUUCUUCUCGCAUAUUGGGAUUAGUGCAUUCUUCGCUAGCAAGGUGAGCACCCAUUUUGACAUGGAAAAUCUCUAUCUUCAAGGAUCACCACUUACAGAAAUUUCUCGUAGAAUGCAGGAUUUCGUGUUGCGAGAGGCAUUCGUUGUGAACUUUGCCGUUCAUCCAAUACCUGAUUUCCAAAAUGUAACUAUUCGGGAGAAAUUCGAAGAGAUGAUUGGACAUCUGGAACAAAUCCCAAAAUAUGCAGCGGGACCUGAAUCGACGAUUAUUUGGACGCGAGACUAUAAUACUGCCAUCGCCUUCUGGGGUGAAGAAGAAGACUUCUGGAUGCCAGAAACUAUGCUUAAAACCUAUCGUGAAUAUGGAUUUGAGGAGAAGUUCAUUACUACCAAGCACCUAAAAAAUGGUACUGAAGUGAUGGAUGGCUUCUAUUUCAUUAUCGCUUACCACAAUAUGAGCACAUUCCCGGAGGUUCAGGAUCUUAUGGAACAAAGGCGUGCCAUCAUCGCAUCCUAUCCGUUCAACGUGCUCUCUCAUCAUCCACUCGAGAAAGUUCCAACGGAAAGUGCAGCAAGUGUACCGAAAAAUUUCCUGCAAACUGCCGUGUCUGCGGUCGUUCUGAUGUCCCUCUUGGUGCUGCUGUUCGUGAUGAACUUCGAAGCGAUCAUUUCAGUGAUCAUAUCGAUUAUUUCCAUAUGUGUAGGAAUCAUCGCUUAUCUUCAUCUAUGGGGUGUGAAUCUGGACGCAGUAUCAUUGAUCAGUAUCCUGAUGAGUAUCGGAUUCUCCGUGGACUACUCAGCUCAUGUCUGUUACCAUUACUUUGCGCAUGCCGCUGAGGAGUGCAAAGAGGUCAUGAAGUCCGAGACCGGUACGGUGGAAUCAGGAAGCAGUUCAAGCAGCGAAUCAAUCAAUAAAUCAUCGAAAAAAUCGAUACGAGAGCAAUCUGUCAAACGAUUGGUGGCUACGUUGCACGGUGUUGGAUGGCCUGUAGCUCAGAGUGGAUUGAGUACUGUAAUGGGAAUGUUCCCAUUGAUGUUCGUGCGGGCAUACGUUGUAGCUGUAUUCUGGAAGACAGUAUUUUUAGUAGGAUUGUUGGGUAUGUUCCAUGCGUUGCUCAUAUUGCCAGUGAUAUUCAUAUUGACCGAAGAUCUCAAGCGAUUAUUAAAAUUAAGGUAA